UAAUGAAAGUGGGUGAUAUUCCAAAUGAAGUCUAUAAUAGAAGAAACUAAGUUCAUCGUCUAGUUGAAAUGGAAGAAAUGAAUCUAAAAAACAAUGAAAAUCUAAAUUAACCUCUUGUAAAUGAAGAAAGUUUAUAACAACCUUUAAAGUAAUCUCAAUAAGAACCUGUUGGUUGUUUGGCAAGAAUAUUUGGAAUGUCUAAAUCUAAACCAUAAUAAAAAGAAGAAGAAUACAAACCAACUGAAUUGAAAGAUCAUUAUGAUCUAUAUGAUGAAAGUUGGUUUGAUGAUUAGAGGAAUAUUAUCUUAUAAUCAUAAGAAACACCAACUCCAGAUGGAAAAAAAGAAAUUACUCAUAUAAUUUGUCCAGAUGAUACAAUAGAAGGAUUAGAAUUAUAAUAUGGAGUGCCAGCAUGUAGAAUACGGACUUAUAAUAACUUAUAAACAAAUGAUAUAUUUUAUUUGAAAAAAUUGCUUAUUCCAAAUCCUACAAGUGACUAUAAAAAAUAAGAUAUGUAUAUAUAUAAUAUUGAUAUAGUGAUAUUGAGAAGUAUAUGUAAGAAUUGAAAAUUGGACUCUUCUUAGAUUAAGUAUGUUAACCAGAAGAUAAAAGUCGUAAAGUUGCAAUGUAUUAUAUAAUAUCAAUUUAGAUUUUACUUAGAUAUGAAUAAUUGGAGUUAUCAAAAAGCUGCCCUAGAAUAUAUAGAAGAUUAUAAAUUCGAAUUGCUAUAAAAAGAAGCCAAGAAAACAUCUACUCGUAAAGUUUAUUAGUGAUU
Paramecium pentaurelia is the source of this 775-nucleotide messenger RNA. The record is from the annotation of a GenBank genome assembly. Lineage: Eukaryota; Ciliophora; Oligohymenophorea; Peniculida; Parameciidae.